AUGGUUACUUUUAGGGUGAAUAUACUUACGGUUACCCUACUUUUGGGGAUCGCAACAGCCAACGUAGUUGUAAACGAAGAUGGUUGGCUUGACAGUCUCUUGGAAAAGAACAAAGAUAAACUAGAAAAAUAUGUGAAGAAAGAUAACUCUGUUGAUAUCCAAGCGGUUAUAUUACCGAAACCCGAUGGUUUUGAAGAUCCCAAGAACUGGUCUUUAGGUUCAGUUCUAGCUCUUAUAAAACUCAUUAAGGAAAGUAAGUCAUCAGAACCUGUUUUACAAAUUAUGAGGCGAGCGUUUAACAACUCUGGGGCAAAGUUUCGAGGCUACGAUUUAGAUCCACCCAAUACUAUUGUCCGGAUCAAGAACCACAUGCAGGCACAGCUUCCACAUUCAGAGAUCAGAUUGAUCAGCGUCAUGUAA
Molecule: messenger RNA, 420 nt
Organism: Arctia plantaginis
Lineage: Eukaryota; Metazoa; Arthropoda; Insecta; Lepidoptera; Erebidae
Source: the annotation of a GenBank genome assembly